AUGCCAAUUAAGAAUCAAUCUGCCACUGCGAUUAGGGCAGCUCAGAAAAUAAAACCGCAUAACAUCAAUCACGUUUGCAUGUCCCAAUUUAAAUUAAUGGCGAUUAAUCACCCUGAGUUGUUGAUUGAUAAAAGUAUCGAUAGUGUUACAAAACCUCGAACAUAUUUCGAUGUGCUUUAUUGGUGA
Messenger RNA from Clunio marinus, 186 nucleotides. The record is from the annotation of a GenBank genome assembly. Lineage: Eukaryota; Metazoa; Arthropoda; Insecta; Diptera; Chironomidae.